Molecule: messenger RNA, 909 nt
Organism: Tilletiopsis washingtonensis
Lineage: Eukaryota; Fungi; Basidiomycota; Exobasidiomycetes; Entylomatales
Product: peptidase C15, pyroglutamyl peptidase I-like protein
Exons: 5
Coding region: 1-909 (302 amino acids)
Biological process (GO): proteolysis
Source: RefSeq, a predicted model, not a curated record
AUGCCGCCGCCGCCGGCCGCGCCGCCGCCGCUGCAGGCCAGCGCGCCGCCGCGCGCCGGCGACACGCACGUCCUCAUCACGGGCUUUGGUCCGUUCGGCAGCAUCGUCACCGACACGAACCCGUCGUGGCUCGCCAUCCAGGCGCUGCACAACACCCUCCUCGCGCCCGCCGCGCCACAGCCGGCGAGCGACUCGGACUCGCGCCGCGUCCACAUCCAGGUGCUGCAGAGCGCCGUGUGCUACUCGCACAUCCUCUCGCUCGUGCCGCGCCUGCACGGCUGUCCGCCGUCGCUGCACUCCGAGCCGUGGCUGGACCCGCGCGGCGCGGCGCCCGUCGCCGGCUGCGGGCCGCAGGGCAGCGGCAAGCCGUACCCGGCCGGCUACGCGCUGCAGCACCCGCCCGGCGGCUUCGACGUCGUGCUGCACGUCGGCGUCGGCCACGCCGGCAACCUCGCCGUCGAACAGCUGGCGCACAAGCGCCGCUACCAGAUGACCGACGCACGCGGCGAGCAUGCGCCGCGCGCUCUCGACCAGAGCGCGCUGGCCGAGCCGGCGGCGCCGCAGCGUGUCGCCGACACGUCGUGCGUGCGCGGCUUUGCCGAGGGCUACGAGGCCUUCCAGGAGGAGGAGCGCAGCAGCGUCGACGUCGCGGCGCUCGUGGAGUGGCUCAAGCGGCAGGGCACCGAGCAUGUGCGCCCGUCCCUCGACGCUGGCCGCUUCCUGUGCGACUUUAUCUACUACGCCUCGCUGUGCGAGGCGCAGCGCGCCCGGCCGCGCCGCGAGCAGGCCGGCAAGGCCGGCGCCACGGUGCUCUUCAUCCACGUGCCGCCCGUGGGCGAGCCGCUGAGCCUCGCCGAGAUGACCGAGGGCCUCCGCGGCGCGGCCUGGUGGCUGGCCACGCAAAAGUAA